UAAUGUAACACUUCCUGUCUUGAAAGAAGUCGCGUGUUUUUAAACUUUGCACUGACGAACCUACAUGUGUUUUUUUCCCAAACGUCUUUGUAUUGCUACUACAGCUAAUGACCUAUGUAGUAGCUUCAUAUCAUUCAUAUGACACAAUGUUUGUUUCAAAUACCGUUGUAACUUACUAAGUAACAAGCUUGUUCCUUGCAUGACUAGAGUAAGCUAGCCGGCUAACGUAAGCUAGCUACCGCCCGGUAAGUUAGUUCAGGAAUUGUUGGCCCAUGCCAUGUGUCUCACUCUGUAUCGAUCUAGCAUAGUAUAGUAUAUAGCAAGCAAGGCAACGUUGUCCUAAAGGAAUUUGUUUUGUUGAGUUCAUUGACUUGUGUUAGUUGGUAGUAUUCAUUGAGCCAUAAAAGAACGGUAGUAUCAGCUAACGUUAGCUAGUACGUAGUCAGCUAACGUUAGUCCAACAUGGUCUUCUUCACGUGCAAUGCGUGUGGUGAAUCACUAAAGAAAGCCCAAGUCGAAAAACAUGUGAACAUGUGCCGUGGAUGUGAAAUUUUGUCAUGCAUUGACUGCGGAAAAGACUUUUGGGGAAAUGACUACAAGGACCACAUCAAAUGCAUCAGUGAGGAUCAAAAGUAUGGAGGCAAGGGCUAUGAGGCUAAGUCCAAAAAAGGGGAUGUCAAACAGCAACAAUGGAUUCAAAGGAUCCAAGAAGCCAUGAACAAACCAGGAAUCAGUGCCAAGCUGAAAGAUGUUCUAAAUCAAGUCAGUUCGUAUGAUAACGUCCCACGAAAGAAGUCGAAGUUCCAGAACUGGAUGAAGAACAGUCUGAAGAUCCACAAUUCCACGCUGCAUGACCAGGUGUGGGACAUCUUUUCAGCAGCAACCAGCAACCUGGCUCCCGAAGCCCCGACUCAGACAGAGGAACCCAAGCAGUCUGUUGCUGAAAGCAAAACCGAGACUAAUGGGGGCCAUCAGAAUGGCACAUCGGAGGAGCCACCACCAGAGAAGAAGAAGUUGAACAAGCGUGAGCGCAAAGAGGCAAGACAAAAGAAGAGCGGGAAGAAAGAAAAGAAAGCCCCGGAGAACGGUAACACCGAGGAGGAGGAGGAGGAAGCCAGUGCAGGCAAACGAAAGGACAAAAAAAGGAAGAGGAGUUCUGAGGAAGAUGCUGGAGGAGAGGUGACCACCAAGAAACGGAAGACAAGUAAAAAGGACAGUUCCGGAGAUGACCAAAACACAGAGGCGGCUGAGGAGGAGGCAGAGGGUGCUGCAGRACAAACAGGUUCCAAAGGAAAGUUCAAUUGGAAAGGAACGAUAAAGGCAGUCUUAAAACAAUCUCCUGAAGAAGGACUUGCGGUUAAAAAACUCAGGAAGAAGGUUUUGUCAGCUUACUACUCAUUCAGCGGAGAGGGAAAUUUCAAAUCAGAAGAGGAGCUGCUCGCACUCUUCAACAAGAAGAUUAAAGGCAACCCCAAGUUUAGAGAAUUAAAAGACAAAGUUAGACUUGUAAAGUAGAUGUAAAUCUCUCAUCACACUCUCGUGAAUUCCAGCAUGGCUGUUUUAACAACUCUCCGUGGUAUACGUCACCUGAAAGAUUAAAUCAUCUUUAACACCAAGUCAUGACCCUUUACUGACUUUUAAUUGGACACCAAUGUUGUCUUGUGUCUUUAAGACUAGAAACAAUGCAGGCUUUAGUGUAAAGAGCCACUGAACAUGCCAAUUUGCAUGUGUUUUUCUGUUGCUCAUUAGAAAAAUUAGAUUUCAGUCUUGGAGGUGUGUUUCCUGAAAGAUUCCACGUUUGGUUAAUGAUGUUUGUUCCCCAUGAGACACUAGCCUAUUUCAUGUCCUCAAAAGCCCCAGAAAGAAUCUAUAACUCAAGAACUCCGUAAUMAAUGUUGACGCUUUUGCCGAGGA
Salvelinus sp. IW2-2015 is the source of this 1914-nucleotide messenger RNA. It is a transcript of the gene lyar, whose product is annotated as Ly1 antibody reactive homolog (mouse). NCBI's taxonomy places the organism in Eukaryota, Metazoa, Chordata, Actinopteri, Salmoniformes, Salmonidae. The record is from RefSeq and is a predicted model, not a curated record. Gene Ontology annotation, cellular component: nucleolus. Gene Ontology annotation, molecular function: DNA binding. Gene Ontology annotation, biological process: rRNA processing; negative regulation of transcription by RNA polymerase II.